Triticum urartu is the source of this 1089-nucleotide messenger RNA. Its product is annotated as stem 28 kDa glycoprotein. Lineage: Eukaryota; Viridiplantae; Streptophyta; Magnoliopsida; Poales; Poaceae. The record is from RefSeq and is a predicted model, not a curated record. Gene Ontology annotation, molecular function: acid phosphatase activity.
ACGCUCUUUGCACCUCAUUAAGCACCAACACACAAUAGAAAUGGCAAUGGCUAGGACGACGACGAUGCUCAUCCUCGUCGCCGCGGCUCUCCUCGCGGCCUCAUGCAGCGCGUGGGAGGUCAACAUCCGCAUGCCGACCUCGGCCGCGGACGUGGACGAGGCCGUGGUGGCGCCGCUGAUCCACGCGCUGCGGCCGCUGCUGGGCUCCGGCAAGCACGCCGGAGUGGCGUGCGACAGCUGGCUGCUAGGCGUGGAGGCGCACAACGUGCGCGACUGGAAGACCGUGCCCGCUAGCUGCGAGGGCUACGUCGGCCACUACAUGCUCGGCAGCCACUUCCGCCGCGACUCCAAGAUCGUCAUCGACCAGGCCGUCGCCUACGUCGACUCCCUCAAGCUCGCCGGCAACGGCAAGGAGGUGUGGGUCUUCGACAUUGACGAGACCACCCUCUCCAACCUCCCCUACUACGCCAAGCACGGCUUCGGGGCUACACCGUUCAACGCGACGAGCUUCAACGCGUACGUGCGGGAGGGGAGCGCCCCGGCGCUGCCAGAGACGAAGCGGUUGUACAACAAGCUGCGCUCGGUCGGUAUCAAGCCAGUGUUCCUCACCGGCCGGACCGAGGACCAGAGGGCCAUCACCGUCACCAAUCUCCGCCGCCAGGGCAUCUCCGGGUGGAUGAACCUGCUGCUGAAGCAACCCGGCUUCAAGGGCUCCGCGGUGACCUACAAGUCCGGCGAGAGGCAGAAGCUGCAGGACGCCGGGUACGUCAUCGUCGGCAAUAUCGGCGACCAGUGGAGUGACAUCCUCGGCGCGCCUGAGGGCGCCCGCACUUUCAAGCUGCCAGACCCCAUGUACUACAUCGGCUAGGCUGCCUCCGGCUCGGGCAUGCCGCUAUUGAUUUCUCAAUCCAAUAAGCUCCAUGCUCUUAGGUAUAUUCAUGUUUUGCCAAUAAUCCCUCCCCAGUUGUUGCUUCGUUCAUUUCCAUUGUUGAGAACUUGAGAUUAAUUGCUAUUAUGAACGUGUUUGUGGAGAAGUUGCAUGUUAUUUAAUCAAUGGAUCCAUGGUCCACUGUUUUGUUUUGCGAGAAA